AUGGACUUCGUUUUUGGUCUUCCGCGCGAUUCCAGGUGUAAGACUGGUAUUGUGGUCUUUGUUGACCGCUUCAGCAAGAUGGUGCUUCUUGCUGCCGUCGCAGCGGAGGUGACCUCCGUACAGACGGCACGUCUGUUCGUUGACAUGGUGUUCAAGCACCAUGGCAUGCCCAACGCCUUUGUGUCGGACCACGAUCCGCGCUUCACGGCGCGUUUCUGGCAAGAAGUGUUCACACUUCUUGGAACGCAGUUUUCAAUGUCGACUGCGGAUCAGCCGCAGACGGACGGGCAAACCGAGCGCAUGAACCGCGUGCUCGUGGACUUGCUGAAGAGCUACGCCCAGUCGUUUCACAACUGGAGCGACUACUUGCCAAUGACCGAGUUCGCCAUCAACAACGCG
Molecule: messenger RNA, 399 nt
Organism: Phytophthora megakarya
Lineage: Eukaryota; Oomycota; Peronosporomycetes; Peronosporales; Peronosporaceae
Source: the annotation of a GenBank genome assembly